Psammomys obesus (fat sand rat) is the source of this 786-nucleotide messenger RNA. Its product is annotated as prolactin-7A1-like. The transcript is spliced from 7 exons. Lineage: Eukaryota; Metazoa; Chordata; Mammalia; Rodentia; Muridae. The record is from RefSeq and is a predicted model, not a curated record. Gene Ontology annotation, biological process: positive regulation of receptor signaling pathway via JAK-STAT; positive regulation of lactation; positive regulation of cell population proliferation. The coding region runs from base 1 to 786 and encodes 261 amino acids. Gene Ontology annotation, molecular function: prolactin receptor binding; hormone activity. Gene Ontology annotation, cellular component: extracellular region.
AUGCCACUGUCAUUUUCUCAACCAUGCUCCUGGGCACUUCUGCUGCUGGUGGUGUCAAACUUCCUUUUAUGGGAGAAUGUGGCUUCUGUGGCAUUGGGCAGCAGUAACACUGAGGAUGAUCAACAAUCACUCAAGGAUCAGUUUCAUAAUACCUUGGCACUUUCUCAGACUAUCAAUGACCAGAACAUGAAAUUGCGCAAGAUAUUUACCAUCAGUGAGUUAUCUGCAAAAAUUUUUGAUAACUUUUUAAAUUCAUCACUAGUCUCACUUGACCAGUUUAUGUUUAUGUUUCUUGGGGAACAGAAAUUACUGGUUAAGAAUCUUACCUCCUGCCACAAUUAUUCCAUCAAAACUCCAGAAAACAUGGAUGAUGCUCAAAGUACCUCUCUUGAAGAAUUUCCAAUACUGAUACUCAGUAGAGUGCUGGCUUGGAAAGACACUCUUAAAAAUCUACUGACAGUACUCGGAAGUAUACCAGGAACUGAUGAUGAUGUCAUAUCUUUAGUCAAAGACAUUGAGAGGAAAAAUGCAAAGCUUCUGAAAGACACCAAGAGUAUACUCAGCUCGGUUUAUGGAACUACAGAAAAUGUGGAUUAUCCCCUCUGGUCUGGUUUUGAAGACUUUCAAUCAUCUGAUGAAUUAUCUCAAUUUAUUGCUCUUUGUAAAUUAUCCUACUGCUUGCAUGUUGAUAUACAAACAGUUGACCUUUAUCUCAAGCUCUUGAGUUGUUUGGUAGUUGGUGAUAGUGAUAUCUGCUCAUCCUUAAGCAGUACCAAAGCUCCAUGA